AUGGAACAGAACGAGGCGAGUUUACAAGCAGCUACUGCUCAACAGCCAGUAUCAGUAGGAAUAGAUGCUGAUGGUUUUAUCUUUCAGCUCUACUCUUCUGGUGUAUUCACAUGCUUCUAUGGAAACCAUCUUAACCAUGGAGUGACUAUUGUUGGAUAUGGAGAAGAAGAUGGUCAAAAGUACUGGAUUGUAAAGAAUUCGUGGGGAACUGGUUGGGGUGAACAGGGGUAUGUAAGGAUGGAACGUGGUUAUAGUGAAGAGACGGGUAAGUGUGGUAUUGAUAUGCUUGCAAGCUAUCCCACAAAGUUUGGCAUUGAGUCUAGUGAUACAUCAUUUAACACUAACAUUGAAGAUUCAUUCUAUACUACUAAAUCAAAACACAUGGAACAGAACGAGGCGAGUUUACAAGCAGCUACUGCUCAACAGCCAGUAUCAGUAGGAAUAGAUGCUGAUGGUUUUAUCUUUCAGCUCUACUCUUCUGGUGUAUUCACAUGCUUCUGUGGAAACCAUCUUAACCAUGGAGUGACUAUUGUUGGAUAUGGAGAAGAAGAUGGUCAAAAGUACUGGAUUGUAAAGAAUUCGUGGGGAACUGGUUGA
Messenger RNA from Brassica napus (rape), 597 nucleotides. RefSeq names its product KDEL-tailed cysteine endopeptidase CEP1-like. The transcript has 2 exons. Gene Ontology annotation, cellular component: lysosome. NCBI's taxonomy places the organism in Eukaryota, Viridiplantae, Streptophyta, Magnoliopsida, Brassicales, Brassicaceae. Bases 1 to 597 code for a protein of 198 amino acids. Gene Ontology annotation, molecular function: cysteine-type endopeptidase activity. The record is from RefSeq and is a predicted model, not a curated record.